AUGCCAAAACACACAGAGUCAAAUGCCUGUGGCGCAUGUGCAAGGUCAAAGCGGAGGUGCGGUCGACAGAUGCCGUCAUGCGCACGAUGUGCAGAACGAGGCUGGACAUGCAUAUAUCCACGAGGAACAAGUAGACUCACUUCUACCCAGGCCUUGAUGCCGAGUGCAGAGAGGUAUCUGUCGCCGAUAAUAGACAGCGGGCUACCAGACAAAGUCGCCGACAGCGCACCCACCAGCGACACAGGCCCGAUAUUCUCAGAAGACCUAGCGUUGGACCUAAAUCUUUCACCAUUGGCGAACAGCUGUUUUGCCAUUGCCUCGCCUUCCUCAGGCAUACCAGACUUGACAGCAUUAAAGGCGGACUGGUUCACUGCCCCGGACUCAUGGCACAUUUCGCAUGAAUGGAACCGCGCCGUCAUGGGAACAAAUACAAAUGCCGAUAUGAAGAUUUACAUUGCACGCGUGCAGUCAUGGCUCCAACGCUGGAUCAACACGGGCAGCAAUCCUUUCAUUCACAAGAAGCUGUACAGUGUGAAUUUCCCAGCGAGCGUGCAAAUAGCAUAUGCCACGCUGGCAAGCUAUAUCCACCGCACGCCGUCAAACACCGAUACCGUGCUGAAGAUUGUAGAAGACAGAUCGACGGCUUUGCUGCGCGAUAACGGCGCGGUUUUGCAGGAAGAGAAAUGGGUCUGCAGACAAGAAGAAGAAGAAGACCACAGUGUCGAUUUGUUCGCGCAGCUGGCACGACUACACGCGCUCAUGACGUACCAGAUGAUCGGCCUCUUUGACGGCGACAUUCGCGCCCGCUACUUUGCGGAAGGGCGUCUGGCGCUUCAGAAUGCCUGGGCUAUCAAACUCUUCCACGCUGCUGGGAGCGUCUUGCCCAACGCAGAUGGCUGUGCUGUACAACUCGUAGGCAGUCUGCCCAGAUGGUCUGACUACGCUCAGCAGCAAUGGUACUCGUGGAUUCUCGCAGAGAGCAUCAGACGCACGUACAUGGUGGCUGUUAGCAUCAUGCCCAUCUACACGGCGCUGCAGCAGGGCUGGGCAAAAUGCCCCGGUGGCAUCAAGUUUACCAACCGCAGCGGCCUGUGGGGUGCGACGAGUGCCGUCGAGUGGGAGAAACAGUGUCGCGAAAAGGGCGCGGGGUUCUUGCAUCGCUCAGAGUGUGAUUGGUUUCUUGAUAACGCGACGCCUGGUGAUGUGGAUGAGUUUGGGAUUGCUGUCAUGGACAUGACUUUUCGAAGUGAUUUGCUGCAGAGGUGGAGGGAGAAGGGCAGAGGUGUGUGGUCUGAGGGGCAUGUUGGAUUCGUCUAG
Exserohilum turcica Et28A is the source of this 1317-nucleotide messenger RNA. RefSeq lists its product as uncharacterized. The transcript has a single exon. The record is from RefSeq and is a predicted model, not a curated record. Bases 1 to 1317 code for a protein of 438 amino acids. Gene Ontology annotation, molecular function: DNA-binding transcription factor activity, RNA polymerase II-specific; zinc ion binding. Gene Ontology annotation, biological process: regulation of DNA-templated transcription. Lineage: Eukaryota; Fungi; Ascomycota; Dothideomycetes; Pleosporales; Pleosporaceae.